This is a messenger RNA of Boleophthalmus pectinirostris (great blue-spotted mudskipper), 2057 nucleotides long. Its product is annotated as plectin-like. Gene Ontology annotation, biological process: cell-cell adhesion; wound healing; skin development. The record is from RefSeq and is a predicted model, not a curated record. Gene Ontology annotation, cellular component: cytoplasm; plasma membrane; cytoskeleton. The coding region runs from base 54 to 1874 and encodes 606 amino acids. Gene Ontology annotation, molecular function: structural molecule activity. Lineage: Eukaryota; Metazoa; Chordata; Actinopteri; Gobiiformes; Gobiidae. The transcript has a single exon.
UUUAGAAUAGGUAUUUAUGGUCAAAUAAAUAGUUAACUUCAAAUAUUAUUCUAAUGUCACAUCCACAGGUGGCAAAGACCCAACAAACUCCAGAGGAGCCCAAACCACUGAACAGUCAGACCAUUAUCAGUAAAACCAUCCAUUAUGAAGAACCAGCACAGAACCAGGCCAGCAUGACCACUAAGAGACAGUACAUCACCAAAGUGUUUGAAAUUACAGAGAACGUCACCACCCAGAUGCAUGAAAACCAGAGAUCUGAAUCUGGUCUCAAUGCAAGGAAAGAGGAGCACACUACUUCGGUUAUGCUUGGUGGAAAGUCAACAACUAUUGCUGGAGUCUAUGUGGAAUCGAGUAAAAAGAAGAUGUCGUUUCUGGAGGCAUCCGAAAAAGGAUUCCUGGCUAAAACUUAUGCUGUGGAGUUUCUUGAGGCUCAAGCUGCCACUGGAAGGAUCACAGAUUUGGCAACAGGUCAAAUCCUUUCAGUUCUCGAAGCUGUUGAAAAGGGCAUUGUUGAUCCGGCUUUGAAAAAUAAACUAACAGAAGCAGAGAAAGCAUUUACAGGUUAUGUCUAUGCUGGGAAAAAGCUGUCUGUGUUUCAAGCCAUACAACAGAGGAUUAUUGAUAGGUACAGAGGGAAGAUAUACUUGGAAGUGCAGUUGUCUACAGGGGGGCUGAUCAACCCAGAGACAGGGGCUAGAGUGCCUGCUAAUACUGCUAUUGACCAGGGCCUUAUAGAUAAAGAUACCCUGCAAAGUCUGUACGAACCAGUUAGUAACACAAAAGGUUUUCACAGCCUGGAUACGGGACAGAAGGUGUAUUACUCUGAAAUACUUAAGUCAUGUGUUUUCGACAUUGACAGCGAGGUGUAUCUAGUCCCGUUUGGAGAUAGACAUCUUACCAGUAUCUCUCCCACUAGCUCCCAUAGAAAUUGUGUCGUCAGCAGCAGCCAGGGCAGUGAAAUGUCAGCUUAUGAGGCCUUUAAGAAGAAAUACAUUGACAGCACCACAUAUCUGGCUUUAUCCAAACAAGAAAGUCUAUGGGAGGAAAAGUCCAUAGUUGAUGCCAGUGGUACAUCUGUGCGUGUUAUCAGUGAUCCUAGAAGUGGCCGAGAGAUUUGUCUAGAAUAUGCUUUGAGACAUCGUUUUCUUGAAAAGUCUGAGUUUGAAAGCUAUUGCAGUGGCAUUCUGAGUAUCUAUGAGUUAGCCGAUGUUAUAUUUUCAAGGAUGGUGGUAGUGGAGGAUGCUAGCAGCCCAAUAGCUGGUCUCUGGGAUGUAACGUCACGGAAGCGACUAAGUAUUUUCCAGGGUUGUCAGCAGGGUUUUACUGAUAGAGCCACUGCAUUGAGGUUGCUGGAGGCGCAGGCUUGUACAGGUGGAAUAUGUGAUCCUGCUUCAGGGGAGAAAGCUAGGCUGACCGAAGCUGUUAAAAGAGGCCUUGUGGAUGAAUCGCUAGCACAGCAGCUACAGCAGUUCGAGCAGUCUUAUUAUGGCAUUGUAAAUCCAAAAACUGGAAAAACAUUAUCUGUUUCCCAAGCGGUCCAGGAAAACCUCCUACCAAAAGAUGUUGGCUUUCGCUGUAUUGAGUUCCAGCUUCUGACUGGAGGACUGGUGAACCCUGAGACACAUGAGAGGGUGUCUUUUGAGGAGGUGAUGCAGAGUGGGCUGGUGGACAAAGUCACUGCCGCUGUGCUCAAAGAUGAGAAGUUUCACACCAAAAGUCUGACGUGUCCGAAGACGAAGCGGAAGAUCACGUUUAAAGAGGCACUGGAGAGGAGUGUGUUUGACUGUCAUACUGGGCUGAGGCUACUGGAGGCCACCAAGCUUCACCCAUUUGGUGCAAAAGCCAUGUAUCACUAUAUCUUAGCAUAUAAAUAGUUACUCUAACUUUGUAUGUCUGUUGUUGAAGUAUGGCUGUAUUCAAUAAAUGUACUUGUAUUUCUUGUGUUUUGGAGCGUAUAACAUAAGUGGAUCUUCAGUUGAGUUUUAUUUAUGUUAUUUUCAUUUGAGCAUUUAGGAUUCUUGACCCUAUAACUGACAUGGUUAGCAAUGUUACUUAAA